Molecule: messenger RNA, 393 nt
Organism: Aureococcus anophagefferens
Lineage: Eukaryota; Pelagophyceae; Pelagomonadales; Pelagomonadaceae
Exons: 1
Coding region: 1-393 (130 amino acids)
Biological process (GO): mRNA cis splicing, via spliceosome
Cellular component (GO): spliceosomal complex; cytoplasm
Molecular function (GO): protein binding
Source: RefSeq, a predicted model, not a curated record
AUGCCCCGGCCCGACUGGGCGGACCGCUACGAGCCGCGGAAGCCGCGCUACCUGAACCGCAUCAAAACGGGCUACGAGUGGAACCUCUACAACCGCGCGCACUACAGCUCCGAGGAGCCGCCGCCGAAGGCCGUCCAGGGCUACAAGUUCAACAUCUUCUACCCGGACCUCGUCGACGCGUCCAAGGUGCCCAUCUUCAAGCUCGAGCCCUGCGCCGAGGGCGACGAGUUCGUCGUCAUCCGCUUCAAGGCGGGCGCGCCCUACGAGGACCUCGCCUUCAAGAUCGUCAACCAGGAGUGGGAGUCCCAGCCCAAGCGCGGCUUCCGCUGCGUCUUCGAGCGCGGCAUCCUCCAGCUCCACUUCAACUUCAAGCGCUGGCGCUACCGGCGCUAG